Molecule: messenger RNA, 1052 nt
Organism: Toxotes jaculatrix (banded archerfish)
Lineage: Eukaryota; Metazoa; Chordata; Actinopteri; Toxotidae
Gene: mzt1
Product: mitotic spindle organizing protein 1
Exons: 3
Coding region: 235-456 (73 amino acids)
Biological process (GO): mitotic spindle assembly; microtubule nucleation by interphase microtubule organizing center; gamma-tubulin complex localization
Cellular component (GO): spindle; centrosome; interphase microtubule organizing center
Source: RefSeq, a predicted model, not a curated record
CUCCCUCAGUUUCGCUAGUGAGCUUGACAGGCUAGGUAGCUAACCGGCUGCUAAUAUACCCUCUUAAUGAUUUCUGAUUUUGUGAGAUCUUAUCUAAAAUGAAUAUACAACGUUUAAAGUCUGCCUGAACCAUUUGCAGUAAUACACCUGUCUUGUUUCGUGUCAGAAACUCUUUAAGUCUCAUUUGUUAGCCACCUGCUAGCUAGCGUUGGCUAACUAUAUUCAUUCAACACCAUGGCAAGUGCAGCCAAUGCAAACCUAAACGCUGUCCGGGAGACAAUGGACGUACUGCUGGAGAUCUCCAGGUUGCUGAACACUGGUCUGGACAUGGAGUCUCUGUCCAUAUGUGUGAGACUGUGCGAACAGGGCAUCAACCCAGAAGCCCUGUCUGCUGUCAUCAAGGAACUGCGUAAAGCUUCUGAGUCCCUUAAGGCUUCUGAAAACUGUACAAACUGAAGAUGAAAACCAGUCACCUCAGUUUGGGAUAUUUAAUGGGAUCAUGCACUGUUCCUAGAUCUGUGCUUACUGUGGGCUCUCCAGCCAAUCAGAUUUGUGUUUGUGGUGCCAGUCUGUCCUCUGCACCUCCUCUGUGACUAACAUACACCUAAACUAUCCUUUGACUUGUGACUGAGGUUUUGUGUUUAGAGGUACCAUCCACAGUCCGCUUCCUAAACACAAGUCUUCUCCCGACAUGAGGGCACGCUCCGCCUUUCUGCCUCAAAUUUAGGCUUGCUCUGAGUUUCUCCUAACGCCAUUUAUAAACUGUAAAUUCAGAGUGUUAUUAGUAUUGUAUUGUUAUCCUGCCUUAAUUUAAGAGCAUAAUACUAAUUUCUGAUAGUCAAACCGUGUGGCACUUUUCAUGAGGAAAUAUUUUUUACUGUGUUUUUGAAACAUUAAGAAUUGAAUUGUGAAGAAUUGAAUUGUUAAGAAUUGUUUUUAGUUCUGUGUAAGCAUAAAGCCUUUUCCAGCUCAUUCAUUUUGCUAUAUCUGUUGUCCAUGUAACUACCAAUGAUGGAAUGAAGUCUAAAUUAAAGUGUUACAGUCAAUGGCCA